Molecule: messenger RNA, 1235 nt
Organism: Caenorhabditis angaria
Lineage: Eukaryota; Metazoa; Nematoda; Chromadorea; Rhabditida; Rhabditidae
Source: the annotation of a GenBank genome assembly
AUGUCGGAUAUAAUCCGGUCCGCUUCACACGCUGGUUCAUGGUAUAAUGGAAAUCAGCGAGAUCUUGAUAGACAACUUGGAAAAUGGUUGGAUUCAGCUGGAGAAAGAGUCGGACAAGCACGUGCUUUGAUAUCGCCACAUGCUGGAUAUUCAUAUUGUGGAGAAACAGCCGCUUAUGCAUUCAAACAAAUUGUGCCAGAUAGUGUGUAAGUUUUCCAUCUCGGGAAAAAAGUAGCAAGUCUGGCGACAAAAAAUAGACUUUUAGCCAGCUUGCGACCAUUUUUAGCAAGCUUGCUACAAUUUUUAUAAUGGGAAAAAAUGUAGCAAGCUUGCUAAAAAUGGUCGCAAGCUGGCUAAAAGUUUAUUUUUGUCGCGAGACUUGCUACUUUUUCUCCGAGAUCUCCUGGUGUUUCUUGGACCGGUCUGAUUCAGAUUUCAAAAAUUCUGUAAUCCUAAUCUGAUUCGAAAACUCCCAAGUUUCUGUAUUUUCUUUCAGGGACCGUAUAUUCGUGCUAGGACCAUCUCAUGUUGUUUCGUUGAAUGGAUGCGCCUUGACAACUUGCACUAAAUAUCGUACUCCACUCGGUGAUAUGAAUGUUGAUUUGGCUGGUAAGAAACAAUCGGUUUAAAAAACAUUUUACUUAAAAAGUCAUCUUUUAGUGAAUGACGAACUUCGACAAACUCGUCAAUUUGAUCAAAUGGAACGUCGUGAUGAAGAAGCCGAACACAGUAUUGAAAUGCAAUUGCCAUUUCUGGCCAAAGUUAUGGCAAACAGAAGAUUCACAAUUGUUCCAGUUCUUGUUGGUUCAUUGCCAGGAACUCGCCAACAAACUUAUGGUAACAUUUUUGCACAUUAUAUGGAAAAUCCGAGAAAUCUCUUUGUUAUAUCAUCGGAUUUCUGUCAUUGGGGAGAUCGCUUCAGUUUUUCACCAUUUGAUAGAUCUAGCGGAGUUCCGAUUUUUGAACAAAUAACAAAUAUGGAUAGAGCUGGAAUGAAUGCAAUCGAAACAUUGAAUCCAACAGUGUUCAAUGAUUAUUUGAAGAAAACACAAAAUACAAUAUGCGGAAGAAAUCCAAUAUUAAUUAUGCUUCAAGCAGCCGAACAUUUCCGACAAAUCAACAAUCAUACACACGAAUUCCAAUUUUUGAAUUAUUCACAAUCCAACAAGGUCAGAUCACCUCAAGACUCAUCUGUUUCCUAUGCCGCUGGUGUGCUUUUUGUUCAUCCAAAAUAG